Messenger RNA from Scleropages formosus (Asian bonytongue), 2420 nucleotides. Its product is annotated as serine/threonine-protein kinase pim-3. The record is from RefSeq and is a predicted model, not a curated record. Lineage: Eukaryota; Metazoa; Chordata; Actinopteri; Osteoglossiformes; Osteoglossidae. Gene Ontology annotation, cellular component: cytoplasm. Bases 369 to 1343 code for a protein of 324 amino acids. Gene Ontology annotation, molecular function: protein serine/threonine kinase activity; ATP binding. The transcript has 6 exons. Gene Ontology annotation, biological process: protein autophosphorylation; regulation of mitotic cell cycle; negative regulation of apoptotic process.
AGACUGUGGAGAGAGCGCGCGUCAGGAUUUUGAGUCGUCAUGGUGAAUUGAUUUAACCUUGGGCAUUUUGCGUUCAAUACAGUAUUGCGCGCGAAGUACCAUUUUUCUCUUUUGCAACUGUAAACGUAUUUCAACCAGUUCGUUUUAUGGUCUUUUUUCAGUAUUUUACAGUAUAUUUACACUAUAUUUUUGGAUUCUUGCGGCACUGUGACUAUAUUUUUAUUUUUUAAAAUCCAUUUUGAAAUACUGCCACUUGCUGCUCAAUGCUCUUACCCAGCUAGACCAAGGGGACUGCGUCGCAAGCUACCCACCCAGGACGAUUAGGAGGAAAAAACAAACAGGGGGAAUAAUUUCACACGCGUCUUAAUAUGUUGCUUUCCAAGUUUGGCUCCUUCUCUCACAUCUGCAGCCCCACAGCGAUGGACCAUUUACCGGUGAAGAUCCAGCUUCAGCCAGUGAAAGUGGAGAAGGAGCCCUUCGAAAAGGUGUACCAGGUGGGCUCCGUGCUGGGCAGCGGCGGCUUCGGGACGGUGUACGCCGGCAGCCGGCUUUCGGACGGUUUACCGGUUGCUGUUAAACACGUGGCGAAGGACAGGGUGACCGAGUGGGGCACACUAAACGGCGCCGUGGUGCCUUUGGAAAUCCUGCUGCUGAAAAAGGUGGGCUCCUCCUUCCGCGGGGUCAUCAAGCUGCUCGACUGGUACGAGCGACCCGACGGAUGGCUUCUGGUCAUGGAGAGGCCGGAGCCCGUGAAGGACCUGUUCGACUACAUCACGGAGAAGGGCGCGCUCGACGAGGACACGGCGCGCGGCUUUUUCCGCCAGGUGCUCGAGGCCGUGCGCCACUGCUACAGCUGCGGCGUCGUGCACCGCGACAUCAAGGACGAGAACGUGCUGGUGGACCUGCGCACGGGCGACCUCAAGCUCAUCGACUUCGGCUCGGGGGCGCUGCUCAAGGACACCGUGUACACGGACUUCGACGGUACAAGGGUCUAUAGUCCACCAGAGUGGAUCCGGUACCACAGAUACCAUGGGCGCUCGGCAACAGUGUGGUCACUGGGCGUGCUGCUGUAUGAUAUGGUGUGUGGAGAUAUUCCCUUUGAGCAGGAUGAGGAAAUACUCAGAGGACGUAUAUAUUUCCGACGACGAAUUUCCACUGAAUGUCAGCAGCUGAUCAAGUGGUGUCUUUGUCUGCGGCCUUCGGACCGGCCCACCUUAGAGCAAAUCUUCAACCACCCGUGGAUGCGCACGACGGAGGCAGUGAAGGCUGGCGGUGGUGACAUCCAGCUGCAGAGCAUCGAUGCUGAGACAUCAAGUACCAGUUCCAGCAAGGAGAGCCUCUGAGCUGCUGCUGCACAUAGCAGGAGUGGGAGGAGACCCUGGAACUCCGGGUUUGCGGUCCAGCUAUGGCGCUUCUGCCAGACCCUCCGCAACACCCCCAACCCCCUUUUCAGAAACUGUAAUUUAUUAUGGUUUGUUCUUCCUUAUUUUUAUAACUUGUUUCCACAUGGGGAACAUUUGCAGAUGGUCUAACCAGCACUUUUAUUUUGAUUUUAUUUUAUAAUGCUGGUUUAUAAUUCUGAUUACCCUUUUUUUAUUCAGAUGUGCUGGCUGCUCUCAUAGAGCUUGGAAAACCUUUAUUUAAAUGUUUUCACUUUGAUUUUGAGUGCCUUUUUGAAAGCUGCUUUUUGUGGGGCUUUCAUCAUUUGAGUGCUUGUAAGUUGUUUGACAGGGGUGUCUCCCUGCAUGCAAAUUAUGAGCCAGUGUUGGGUCAUGGGGCUGGGGUGGUGGUCCCCACUGACAGUGGAAUACUUGAAAUGCACACUCACAACACAUCCCUUAUCUCUGCUGCUCACUCACACUUCUACCUACACCUGAAUACUGGAACUCUUUUUCUCUUUGGUUUUCUAAAAUGUGUAAAGAGUCCCCACUGUACAGAAUACCUUGUCUACCUUGGGAUGCUUGCAGCCUUCCAUGCGUCUCCCACUGCACCCCAACCCUACCAUACCAUCUGACUGACACUACAUAUCUCUCGACCCUGGUGUACUAAACCAUGGGUGUGAGAUGCACAACCAAUGCAAUAUUCAUUAACUCAGUUCAAUACUAUAUUGUAGUAUAUUUAUGUACAUUUUUCCAGUGUAUUAUUUAUUUGUGUGUAGACAUUCCACUCUGGCUAUUUAUUUAUUUAUUUAUUAACAGCUAGAUUAAAUCCCACAGUUUAAUCUUUUUCUAUGGCAUUUUAUUUGCAUUCCUUUUUUUUUAUCCUUUCAAAUUUAACAGGACUGUCAGAAUUCCAGCUGCCCUGAACUAGUUUAUGAAAACAAAAUUAACAUUAUUUAAUUGGAAGAGCAAUGAGUAUUCUGAUUCCCUCCCAUAUGAUCCCUGGUAGUAUCACACCUUGGAUUGUUUGUAUCUGAAAUG